Messenger RNA from Mauremys reevesii (Reeves's turtle), 3525 nucleotides. It is a transcript of the gene PDE2A, whose product is annotated as phosphodiesterase 2A. Lineage: Eukaryota; Metazoa; Chordata; Testudines; Geoemydidae. Gene Ontology annotation, biological process: cGMP catabolic process; positive regulation of gene expression; regulation of mitochondrion organization. Gene Ontology annotation, cellular component: mitochondrial matrix; synaptic membrane; perinuclear region of cytoplasm. The record is from RefSeq and is a predicted model, not a curated record. Bases 142 to 2985 code for a protein of 947 amino acids. Gene Ontology annotation, molecular function: 3',5'-cyclic-AMP phosphodiesterase activity; protein homodimerization activity; 3',5'-cyclic-GMP phosphodiesterase activity. The transcript is spliced from 31 exons.
UCAGCCACCCUCCCCCGAGCCGGCUCCGGGAGCAGCCGCAGCCGCGGCGAGCGGGGAGCGAGAAGGGCGCCGGGACCUCUGGCCAGCAGCAUCCUCAGCCCUCGCCUGCAGCUGGCCGGGCUGGCGAGAGGAUGAGGAGAGAUGGGCCAAGCUUGCGGCCACUCCAUCCUGUGCCGGAGCCAGCCCUACCAGCCGGCCGCGUCUGACAUACGGGGCCAGCAGGUUUUCCUGAAGGCGGAGGAGACGCUGCCCAGCUCCGAGGCGCUACAGGAUGCCUUACUGAGUCUGGGCUCCGUGAUCGACGUCGCCUGCCUCCGGGAGGUCAUCAAAGAUGCCAUUACGUCCGUGCUCCCCAAAGUGGAGCAUGUGUACGUCUACCUGCUGGACGGAGAAGCCAGGCUGACCUGCGACGACCCUCCCCACGAGCUGCCUCCCGAGGGAAAAAUCAGGGAUGCCGUCCUCAAGCAGAAGCUGGUGGGAUGCAAUGGGCUGCCCCAGUCGGAGCUCCAGGGCAAACCGAUGGACAGCCUGGCGGCACCUUUGCCUCCUGAAAAACAAGUGUUGAUAAACCCGCUGGUGGACAAGGACUCGGGGGAGGUGGUCGCUGUCAUCCUGGUGCACUGCGGGCGGCUGAGCGAGUCAGAUGAGCAGAACCUGCGGGUGCUGGAGCAGCAUAUCCUGGUGGCGUACCGGCGUGUCCAAACCCUCCAGAAACUGCAGCCCUGGCCCCAGGUCAGCCUGUCCACCAGCUCAUCCCAGAAUUCCCUGGCCAGGACCGAGAGGGCAGCGCACAGCGGCUACAGCGACCUGGACCGCAAGAUACUGCAGCUGUGUGGGGAGCUGUACGACCUCGACGCGGCCUCGCUCCAGCUCAAGGUCAUUAACUAUCUGAAGCAGGAGACCCAGUCCCCCUGCUGCUGCCUCCUGCUGGUCUCGGAAGAUAACCACCAGCUCUUCUGCCAGGUCGUGGGAGAUAAAGUGCUGGAAGAGGAGAUCAGCUUCCCUCUGACGUUUGGGCGCCUGGGGAAGGUGGUAGAGGAGAAGAAAUCCAUCACCCUACAGGACAUCAGCGUGGAGGAACACAAGCAGCUUCACAACAUGCUGGGAUUCGAGGUGACCUCCAUGCUGUGCGUGCCGGUCAUUAGCCAGGCCACCUCCCAGGUGGUCGCCUUAGCCUGCGCUUUCAACAAGCUGGGCGGAGAGAGCUACACGGAGGCCGACGAGCACAGAAUCCAGCACUGCUUCUGCUACACCUCCACCGUCCUGACCAGCACGCUGGCCUUCCAGAAGGAGCAGAAACUGAAGUGCGAGUGCCAGGCGCUCCUGCAAGUGGCUAAGAACCUGUUUACGCACUUGGAUGACGUGUCAGUGCUGCUCCAGGAGAUCAUCACGGAAGCCCGGAAUCUCAGCAACGCCGAAAUAUGCUCCGUUUUCCUGCUGGACACGUUCAGCCAUGAGCUGGUGGCCAAGGUGUUUGACGGGGGUGUGGUGGAUGAUGAGAGCUACGAAAUCCGCAUCCCAGCGGAUCAGGGCAUCGCGGGUCACGUGGCAACGACGGGGAAGAUCCUCAACAUCAAAGACGCCUAUUCCCACCCGCUCUUCUACCGGGGCGUGGACGACAGCACCGGCUUCCGGACCCGAAACAUCCUAUGCUUCCCCAUCAAGAACGAGAGCCAUGAGGUCAUCGGGGUGGCGGAGCUGGUCAACAAGAUCAACGGGCCUUGGUUCAGCAAGUUCGACGAGGACCUGGCCACGGCUUUCUCCAUCUACUGCGGGAUCAGCAUCGCCCACUCGCUGCUCUACAAGAAGGUCCACGAAGCCCAGUACCGAAGCCACGUGGCCAACGAAAUGAUGAUGUACCACAUGAAGGUCUCGGAUGAGGAAUACAAAAAGCUGCUCAGCGACGGGAUCUGCCCCGUGGAAAGCAUCGACUAUCGCUUCGCCGAUUUCACCUACACGCCGCGCUCGCUGCCCGAGGACGACACGCCCAUGGCCAUCCUGAGCAUGCUGCAGGACAUGAACUUCAUUAACAACUACAAAAUGGAUCGCCAGACGCUAGCCAGGUUCUGCCUGAUGGUGAGGAAGGGCUACCGGGACCCGCCCUAUCACAACUGGAUGCACGCCUUCUCCGUCUCCCACUUCUGCUACCUGCUCUACAAGAACCUGGAGCUGGUCAAAUACCUGGAAGACAUUGAGAUCUUCGCCUUGUUCAUCUCCUGCAUGUGUCAUGACCUGGACCACAGAGGCACCAAUAACUCUUUCCAGGUGGCUUCGAAAUCCGUCCUGGCGGCGCUCUACAGCUCCGAGGGCUCCGUCAUGGAGAGACACCACUUCGCACAGGCCAUCGCCAUCCUGAACACCCACGGCUGCAACAUCUUCGACCACUUCUCCCGCAAGGAUUACCAAAGGAUGCUGGAUCUGAUGAGGGACAUUAUUCUGGCCACGGAUCUCGCUCACCAUUUGCGGAUCUUCAAGGACCUGCAGAAGAUGGCGGAAGUGGGCUACGACCCGGAGAACAAGCAGCACCACAGCCUGCUGCUCUGCCUGCUCAUGACCUCCUGCGACCUCUCGGACCAGACCAAGGGCUGGAAAACCACCCGGAAGAUCGCUGAGCUGAUCUACAAGGAGUUCUUCUCCCAGGGAGAUCUGGAGAAAGCCAUGGGCAACCGCCCCAUGGAGAUGAUGGACCGGGAGAAGGCCUACAUCCCCGAGCUGCAGAUCAGCUUCAUGGAGCACAUCGCCAUGCCCAUCUACAAGCUGCUCCAGGACCUGUUCCCGAGAGCCGCCGAGCUGUACGAGAGGGUGGCCAGCAACCGGGAGCAGUGGACCAAAGUGUCUCACAAAUUCACCAUCAGGGGCCUCCCCAGCAACAACUCGCUGGACUUCCUGGACGAGGAGUACGACCUGCAGGGGAUGGACAGGGAGAGCCCCAAGAUGAACGGCUGCCUGGACACAGAGGGGCACAUGGAGACGGUGGCGCAGUGAGGUUCUCCUCACUGCGGCGGGGGGGAGGGGCGUGACAGAUCGACAAACCCAGCGACUCUUUGUCCCUUUUCUCCUGGAUCCAAAGGAAAGAGGGAGCCGGUUUUGAGAAAUCCUUAUUUGUCCGGUGCGUUCUCUACAGUCCCGGUCCCCCCAGGCCGUGCCUAGCCCCGCGGGUGAGACGGCGGCUCUGAUUCAGGACACUCACCCACCUGCUCUCGUGGAUGCCGGGGAGGGGGGGGCGUUAUUCCUUGGACUCCUUUUGCUGUACAUUGAAAUGAACCCCGCUUCCCCCCGCCCCUUCUGUACGGGUACCGGCGCCGUUCAGUGGCUCCAGGGCUCAGUGUCCGGGCUAGGAACGGAAGGGAGUUCGCCAGGGCCGGGGAGAGCGUGUGCUUUGAGAAGGCCUGAGGCUGCCCUUCCCCCCUGAGCACAGCUGCCCUCGCUUCCCAGACCAGGAUCUCAGCCUCGAACUUCACGGGCUGAUCGACAUGGAGGACUUUUGCCGCUGGCUGCUUCGGGAGUGGGGGAGAGGUUUUCCCA